AUGUCGUUCAUCAUCGGAUAUGUCGAACGUCUGAUGGGCCAUAGCAAUCGUGAUUCACAGCAAGCAAAUAAUCAGACGUUAGUAUCGUGGCUGCCUGUGUUGGCUAUAUUUUUUAUUUUAACAGUUUUGGGAAUCAUUGCCGGAGUAGUUGUCCUGUCGUUACUUAGCUUAUAUUUACCGAACAAGGCAGACAAUAUGAUCAUCAAUCACAACAGUAAUGUGAUAAGAACCAUAGACAUGGCCCUUGCUACUAGCCUGGACGUUAAUAACAUAUUCAAUGUUGGUAAUUAUGAUUCAAUCGGUAAACAAUUGGAACAAUAUCUUGGAUAUUCAUCUUCAGUACUAAAUGUUCAGUGGGCUGCUUUUAGUAGCAAUACAUUGACAGCUAGCACUAGUAAGAAGAGAAAACGAGAAAUAAGUGAUAUGCCUUCAUGCACCAGCGACCUUACUGGAACGAACAAUAGUGCAAAAAAAAGUGCUAAUCUAGGUCUCACAAUCCGUAUCAACAAAUGCCCAAAAAGUCAAUGCAACAGUGAUCAUUGUGUAGAAAAAUGUUUACAUGCCAUAAAAGUUGAUAUUCAAAACAAACUUGGUUCAAAUCCUUUUUCAUUCAGUAUCACAGCAGUUGAUGGAAAUGUUCAUUCAAUUUCUAGUCAACUUUGCUCUUUCCAACAACCUGUUGCAGCACCAGCAACUUGCUUUGAUGGAAUUCAAAAUCAAGAUGAAACUGAUAUAGAUUGUGGAGGAUUAAUUUGUCCACUACGAUGUAAUACCAGUAAAAAAUGUCAAAAAAUAUCUGAUUGUACCAAAGUAGCUUGUACUUGUGGUAUAUGCCAAGCACCACUCUGUAACGAUUUUAUACUCAAUGGAGAUGAAACUGGUAUUGAUUGCGGAGGUAUGCUCUGUUCCAAGUGUUCUGCAGGGCAAAGCUGUAAAGCAACCUCGGACUGUGGCUCUGGAUUGUGUGUCGAUGGUACAUGCAAAAACUCAACAUGUUGCGAUGGUAUAAAGAAUGGUAUGGAAACCGAUGUGGACUGUGGUGGCUCAACAUGUAAACAAUGUGCUGAUAAUAUGCACUGUUUGACAAAAACAGAUUGCUCGAGCAAAAAGUGCACAAAUACCAUUUGUCAAGUACCAACCUGUUCUGAUGGGAUCGUUAAUCGAGAUGAAACUGGUAAAGACUGUGGUGGAACUUUCUGUGCAGCGUGUCCAGAGGCUGCACCAUGUACUUUUACAGCCGAUUGUAACAAUGUGUUAUGUACAAAUAGCGUCUGUCAAACUGCAACGUGUCACGAUGACUUGAAAAAUGGAGCCGAGACAGACACAGACUGUGGAGGAUCAACAUGUGGAAAAUGUGCCGAUGGUUUGGACUGCAAGAUCGGAACAGACUGUACCAGUGGAGUGUGCCCGAGUGGCAAGUGUCUAGCUGGGACAAACGGUGAUAGUGUGAAGAAUGGAGACGAAACCGAUGUGGAUUGUGGUGGAUCAAGCGGAAAAUAUUGUGGUACGGGUCAAUCCUGUAAAGUCACUGGUGAUUGUGACAAAGCAGCAUGUCUAGACGAAAAAUGUGCAGCUGCAACGUGUUCUGAUAACAUCAUGAAUGGUCUUGAGACAGCUAAGGAUUGUGGAGGGUCAACAUGUGGAAAAUGUGCCGAUGGUUUGGACUGCAAGGUCGGAACAGACUGUACCAGUGGAGUAUGUCCGAGUGGCAAGUGUCUAGCUGCUACAAACGGUGAUGGUGUGAAGAAUGGAGAUGAAACAGGUGUGGAUUGUGGUGGAACAAGCGGAAAAUAUUGUGGUAUGGGUAUAUCCUGUAAAGUCACUGGUGAUUGCGACAAAGCCGCAUGUCUAGAUGAAAAAUGUGCAGCUGCAACGUGUUCUGAUAACAUCAUGAAUGGUCUUGAGACAGCUAAAGAUUGUGGAGGAACAACAUGUGGAAAAUGUGCCAAUGGUUUGGACUGCAAGGUCGGAACAGACUGCACCAGUGGAGUAUGUCCGAGUGGCAAGUGUCUAGCUGCGACAAACGGUGAUAGUGUGAAGAAUGGAGACGAAACCGAUGUGGAUUGUGGUGGAACAAGCGGAAAAUAUUGUGGUACGGGCCAAUCCUGUAAAGUCACGGCGGACUGUAACAGUGGCUCGAAUAAUCUUUUAUGUGUUAAUAAUAUUUGUGGCAGUAAGUGUGAUGAAUUCGUUCAGUUUUAG
Molecule: messenger RNA, 2202 nt
Organism: Adineta ricciae
Lineage: Eukaryota; Metazoa; Rotifera; Eurotatoria; Adinetida; Adinetidae
Source: the annotation of a GenBank genome assembly